AUUGAAUAAAAUCUUUUAUACUUACAUAACCUUACAUGUAUGUACAAUACCAUUUGAGUACACUGAGUACAGAAACAGAGGAGUACCUCCAUAGAUUAUUCCCACCGAAUAUAGCUAAGCUGCUACUCCAGUAGCUAACAGUACUUUUUUAGAGACAGAUCAUGUUUAUAAACAUUUCAGUAUGGUUCCCAAAAACUUAUGGCUAAAAUAGAAUACAGCAAACCGUCGGUGGUGGAACAAAAGAAUAUUGCAUCUCUUACCCUAUAGUCACGUCACUCUGCUUAAAUUGUCAUUCCACAACUUAUUCAUUCUAUUCCAAAAUAAAAAAUUCAAACUCGCUUUUUCCCAAAAUUAACAGCAGUAGCAACAACCAUAGCAAAUUAAUAAUAUUGUGAUAAUCCUAGUGGAUUUAGAAGGAUCAUGCAACAUUCCCGCAUACUCCAGAGUCACGGAUUAAAUGCUGUGGCUCCCAUUCUCAGUCCCUGUCAUAUCACUCACUCUCUAAUUUAUUUAUUUCACCAAAAUAUAUAUCUAUUAUUAAUUUACUAUCCACUGUAUAUUAUGCAUUUUAUAGCUAAAAUUGUAAAAUAUAAAAGCUCCUAACGCAACACUGCACUGCGCUAUGCAACACCUUUUGUUAUUCUCACAAGCAAGAAGAACAUUGGACAGUGUUUGGUUGCUGAGAAAUUUAAAACAAAAAAUGGAAUUCUCUUACCGCAGAUUGCUGCUGCAGAACGAGGACGUUCCAAUCUCCACGUCCAUGCCUCCUCUUCCUCACGCCAAACACGCCACAAACGCUUCCUCGCCGCAAGUGUCCUUAGGAAGCCCUCUGGAAGUGUCCAUUCGUCCGGUGUUCACUUCGAGCGUUGCCUACGUCUUCCUCAUCCUCUUCACCACCUUCUUCUUCAUCGGAUUCGUGUUUCUCUACUUCCAACAGCACGCCUCCUCGUCGGACUCCGAGUCCGGCGCCAUCCGCCGGCGAGCACAGUCGGAGUCCGUGGCGGAGAAGUCUCUGGCGGUGGUGGCGGAUGCGGCGAGGCAGGGGGAUUGCGCGAUAUGUCUGGAGGAGGUGGGAGAGGGAGAGGCGGUGAAGAUGAUUGCGUACUGUAAACACGUGUUCCACGCGGAUUGCAUUGACAGGUGGCUGGAGAAGCAGGUGACAUGCCCCGUGUGCCGGUGCUGCUGCGAGAGGUGUGGAGAGGUGGAGUCGGUGACGGUGAGAGGAGACGAAGGAGGAGAUGGAGAAGUGGUUUCCGUAAGAAGCUUGGAUUAGGCGUGUUGCGCGUUGCGUGUGUUAGAGGGCAUUGGGUUAUUCAUAUUAACUAUGCUUCAACCACUUUCCCUUUCUCUCAUUCUCAUCAUUCCCACUAUUUUCUCUCUGUUCAACAACUUAAUAACAUUUCCUUCUUCUUUUUUCAAUUUUUUUAAUUUUCUAUUUUUGGUUCAAGGUGUGAUUUUAUGUAUGUAAUUCAAUCUCCAGGAACUAAUUUUUUUAAAGAAAAAAAAACUGUAUAUUAAAUUAUUUUUUCUCAAUGUAUUAUUUACCGUAUUUACUUUA
This is a messenger RNA of Vigna angularis (adzuki bean), 1558 nucleotides long. RefSeq names its product E3 ubiquitin-protein ligase ATL6. Lineage: Eukaryota; Viridiplantae; Streptophyta; Magnoliopsida; Fabales; Fabaceae. The transcript has a single exon. The record is from RefSeq and is a predicted model, not a curated record. Gene Ontology annotation, molecular function: zinc ion binding. The coding region runs from base 623 to 1273 and encodes 216 amino acids.